Stegostoma tigrinum is the source of this 2571-nucleotide messenger RNA. RefSeq names its product histidine ammonia-lyase (gene hal). Gene Ontology annotation, molecular function: histidine ammonia-lyase activity. The transcript has 20 exons. Gene Ontology annotation, biological process: L-histidine catabolic process. NCBI's taxonomy places the organism in Eukaryota, Metazoa, Chordata, Chondrichthyes, Orectolobiformes, Stegostomatidae. The record is from RefSeq and is a predicted model, not a curated record. The coding region runs from base 58 to 2022 and encodes 654 amino acids. Gene Ontology annotation, cellular component: cytoplasm.
CAUGGUCCGGGGGGGGGGUUAGUGCUGGUCCCGUCCCGAGGGCGGAGGUCGUGCAGAAUGGCCCGGUUCACGGUACAUGUCCGGGGUGAGUGGCUGACCGUGCCCUGUAAGGACACCUCGGUCAAUGUGGCGUGGCUGGCCGCAGAGGCGAUCCGCCGCUAUGUGAAGAACAAGCCGGACAGCGGCGGCAUAAAGGCCGGCUCCAGCCCCCGGUUUGUGGUCCGCCGUUGUCAGGGACUUGGCUCGUUAGACCUGGACGAUGUAGUUCACGAUGUGCUGGAGGAUAACGAGUUUAUCGAGAUCGUGCUUGAAGAAGAUGUGAUGUCUCCAGAGUUUAUCCCUUCUCAGCCUGAGAGGAUUCACCAAUACAGCAAGUACCAGGAGCCAACUGAAUAUAUUUGUUUAGAUGGAAAACAUUUAACAAUAGAAGAUCUAGUUCAGUUGGGAAGAGGACUUUACAAGAUCAAGCUAACUGCGGAAGCAGAGGAAAGGAUCAAACAGUCAAGGUUACUUCUGGAAAGCAUUGUGAAAGAAAAUAAAGUUGUCUAUGGGAUAACUACAGGCUUUGGGAAAUUUGCUCGGACUGUUAUCCCGCACAACAAGCUCAAAGAACUCCAAGAAAACCUUGUCCGUUCCCAUUCUGCUGGUGUCGGUAAACCCUUAUCCCCAAAGAGAUCCCGGAUGCUGCUGGCUCUCCGAAUCAAUGUCCUCGCGAAGGGUUACAGUGGAAUCUCUUUGGAGACCCUCAAUCAAAUGAUCCAGGCAUUUAAUGCUUCCUGCCUCUCCUACGUCCCAGAGAAGGGGACAGUCGGUGCCAGUGGCGAUCUCGCUCCCCUUGCCCAUCUUGCUCUGGGGCUGAUGGGUGAAGGCAAAAUGUGGUCACCCAAAAGUGGCUGGGCAGAUGCCAAAUACGUUUUACAAGCACAUGGGCUGAAACCUGUUUCACUGAAACCAAAAGAGGGACUGGCCCUGAUCAAUGGCACUCAGAUGAUCACGUCGCUUGGUGCAGAGGCAGUGGAGAGAGCAACGGCGAUAGCCAGACAGGCAGAUAUCAUAGCAGCUCUCACCCUGGAAGUUCUGAAAGGCACCACCAGAGCCUUCGAUAGUGACAUUCAUGAACUUCGUCCUCAUCCUGGCCAGAUGGAGGUGGCUUUCCGAUUCCGGUCACUGCUGGGUUCUGAUCACCAUCCCUCAGAAAUAGCAGAAAGCCACCGGUUCUGUGACCGUGUUCAGGAUGCCUACACCCUCCGCUGUUGCCCGCAGGUGCAUGGCGUGGUGAAUGACACGAUCACGUUUGUGAAAACUAUCAUUGAGACUGAGAUUAACAGUGCAACAGAUAACCCGAUGGUGUUUGCAGAAAGAGGAGAAACUAUUUCUGGUGGAAACUUUCAUGGAGAAUAUCCUGCAAAAGCCUUGGACUACCUGGCGAUUGGUGUUCACGAGCUUGCUGCUAUCAGUGAGAGGAGGAUUGAGAGACUGUGUAACCCAUCCCUGAGUGAAUUGCCUGCCUUCUUGGUUAAUGAGGGAGGUCUGAACUCAGGCUUCAUGAUCGCUCACUGUACAGCAGCUGCCUUGGUGUCCGAGAACAAAGUGCUGUGUCACCCAUCCUCUAUUGACUCUCUGUCCACCAGUGCUGCUACUGAGGACCAUGUCUCCAUGGGCGGAUGGGCUGCCAGGAAAGCAUUGAGAGUUAUUGAGCACGUUGAGCAAGUGCUUGCCAUAGAACUUCUGACAGCAUGUCAGGGUAUCGAGUUUUUACGGCCCUUAAAGACGACAACUCCCCUGGAAAAGGUCUACGACCUGGUCCGCACGGUGGUGAGACCCUGGAUUAAAGAUCGUUUCAUGGCACCAGAUAUUGAUGUUGUCCAUCGAUUAUUGGUGGAACAAAAGGUGUGGGAGGUGGCUCACCCUUAUAUUGAGAAAUACAGAUCUGCCAACCUGCCAGAGACUAGGCCCAUUUCGCCAACCGCUUUUAGCCUGGAACCUCCAGUGUCUCCCCACAAGAAAGCGCGGAUUGAAUAGUGUAAUCCACAGUCUGCUUCAGGCAAUCACCUGAUGUGAACUACCACACGAGCACAACAUACACCAUAAAAAUACCACAGAUGCCAUAAAUCUGAAAUGAUAACAGAAAGUGAUGGAGAAAUACAACAGUGCAGAGACAGAAACAGAUGGAAGUUGCUGAGGUUUUUCAGUACUUUGUGUUUUCAGUUUAGAGCUCUAUGUAAACCUUUCUGUAACAUUUUUACACAACUGUGCAGAUCAAUUUUUAAAAGUGAUGUUUACAAGCUAACAGAAAUGCAUUUUAAUUUUACGUGUGAUUAAAUUGUUGAAGAUGUGGCUCCCUUCUGUAAUGUGAUACCUAAGUAACAAAGGUUAACAACAGCAGUCUGCCUGAGUUUUCCAGAGUUCUGGGGAAUAGCUUCAGGAAUGUCAGUGCUCCCUGCCUGAUACUUUUAAAGAUGCCACUUGUGUAUUACUGGUAUAUUAAUGGAGGAAUGUGUCACCACGUCCCACCAGUACAACAGCCUUUUUAAGAAAAUUCAAUGCAAAAAAUAAAGGUUUUAAAUAUUA